AGAGAACUCUGAGAGGAAUAGUUCCACUGAGCUAGAUGCUGAACAUGCACAGAAGGUUUUGGAUAUGGAACACACCCAGCAGAUGAAGCUAAAGGAACGUCAGAAGUUCUUUGAAGAAGCCUUCCAGCAGGACAUGGAGCAAUACCUUUCUACAGGAUACUUGCAGAUAGCAGAGAGGCGAGAACCGAUUGGAAGUAUGUCUUCCAUGGAGGUGAAUGUGGACAUGCUGGAACAGAUGGACCUAAUGGACAUGUCUGACCAAGAAGCACUUGAUGUCUUUUUAAACUCGGGAGGCGAAGACAAUAAUGUGCUUUCUCCCAUGCUGGGGCCCGACUCCACCACCUACGUGCAUGAGAUAAGUCUUCAGGUUCCGAGCCAGUCUGAAUUACGACAGAAACUGUCUUCGCUGUCAUCAACCUGUACCGAUUCUGCCAGUCAAGAUGCAAGUGAAGGAGAGUCUCCAGUUAUUCAGUCUGAUGAAGAGGAAGUUCAAGUGGACACUGCUCUCGCUGCUGUAACUGAAAGAAAGGGCGCUUCUGAUGUUAGUGAUGAAAGUGACUCUCAGACUAUUUGAAUCUUAAAACCAUAUCCUUUAAGAAUGACUUCUGAAUGAAUGAACAAGUGAAUGAAGAGCUUGCCUGUGUAACAAUUUGCUAACCAAGCGUAACAGCCAGAUCUUUUUACUGAGUAAUACCGCCUUUUUACAAAAUUGCCACUCAUGUGGAGGUUGGUUUUUAAAAAAGAAAAAGCGCCUAAAGCACACACACUUUAACAGCAGUCUUGGGGCUCAGGGGAGCAGUAAAACUGUUGUAUAUACUAUGUAUAAGAGAAUUAAAGGGGAAAGAUACAAGUCACUUUGACCACUAACCUUUAAAUGGCUGAUUGGAAAUACUUAGACUUGAUGUGUAAUACUGAACCCAAAUUGUUCCUUGCAUGUUUUCGGCUGCUGCAACUGAAGAUUUAGGAUCCAAACCAAAACGAAAAGUUAUUUUCUACUCUUUACUACCUACUGUCUACCUACUGCCUUUGUCUACCAAUGCAGCAGUGUCUACUCUCUCACAUUUCUUAUGCAGGACCAAUUUAGUUAUCAUAGGUGUUAAGGAAAAAAAAAAAAAAAAAAAAAAAAAGAAACUGAAAAGGAGGAGAGAUGCGUAUUGAAAUGUUACACUCCUCGUGGAGCAGAUAUCUUAGCACUGUAUAAACCUACUCCUCUUAAAAUAAAGUAUUUCUAUCCCAACCA
Molecule: messenger RNA, 1240 nt
Organism: Pelecanus crispus (Dalmatian pelican)
Lineage: Eukaryota; Metazoa; Chordata; Aves; Pelecaniformes; Pelecanidae
Source: RefSeq, a predicted model, not a curated record